AUGUCCAGCGACCUUGAUCCUACUGUUAACAACAAUAAAAGGACAAACUCAUCAAAUGAAAUACCUGCUCAAUCUGAAGAUUCCUCAUUGGAUAACAAGAAAUUGAAGACAACAGGUCACAACAAGGCUUCUUUAAGGGACCAAAGUGGAUUCAAAUUAAGAUCUCAAAAUGCCGAUAGAAAGGCAAACAAAAAAAUGACAGAGCCCGAAUUUGAAGUCUAUAUUGCUGGACCUUUACGCAAAAUCAAACCAUAUUUUUUUGAAUACAACACUUUUUGCAAGAUGAGAUGGAGAAAUAGAAAUUUGUUAGACAUUUUUGUUAGCGAGUUUCGAGAUCGUAGCAAAGAAUACUAUGAAAAAACCAUUGCUAGCGGUGCCGUUUUAAUCAACGGGGAACCAGCAAACUUGGACACUCUUGUUAAGAAUGGGGAUUUAAUACAACAUAAAGUCCACAGACAUGAACCUCCAGUUACUAGCAGAGAAAUUAAAAUUGUUUUUGAAGAUGAUGACUUAGUGGUCAUUGAUAAACCAAGUGGUGUUCCUGUACAUCCUACUGGCAGAUACAGAUUUAAUACAAUAACCAAAAUUUUAGAAAGGCAAUUAGGCAUCCCAGUACAUCCAUGUAAUAGAUUAGACAGGCUGACUAGCGGAUUAAUGUUUUUGUGCAAGACACCUAAGGGUGCUGAUAAAAUGCGGGAACAAAUGAAAUCAAGAGAAGUCUCCAAGGAAUAUGUAGCAAGAGUUAUUGGUGAGUUCCCGGUUGACAAAGACCUUACAGUUGAUUUACCAUUGCUGACUAUUGAGCCAAAAUUGGGUUUAAACGGCGUGUGUUUUUCAAAAGAGAAUAUAGAUUGUAAAACUGCAAUUACCAGUUUUACUAGGAUAAGUUACGAUGGCAAAACCAGCAUUGUAAAAUGUAAGCCUCAUACUGGUCGAACUCAUCAGAUUAGAGUACAUUUGCAAUACUUGGGGUUUCCAAUUGCUAAUGACCCUAUUUAUUCCAAUAUUGAUGCAUGGGGCCCCAAUUUGGGGAAGAAUGGCGAUGCUGAUUUGGGAAAGGUUGUUCAAAUCUUGGAUUCUGUGGGUAAAAAUAGAUCUGCUUCUAGCUGGUAUUAUAGAGAUAACGUUAAUGGGGAGAUGUUAAAAAAUGAACAGUGUUCUGUUUGCGAAACUGAAUUGUAUACAGAUCCAGGUAUUAAUGAUUUAGAUUUAUGGUUACAUGCCUAUAAGUAUGAAUCCACAGAUAAAACGAAACCAUGGAGUUACAAAACGGAGUUUCCUAAAUGGGCUUUGGAGCCACACAAGAAAUAUAUGGAAUUGGCUAUAGAAGAAGCGAAAAAAUGUGAAGCAACAACAACGGCAUUUAGUGUUGGCGCUGUUUUAGUUAACGGAGAUAAAAUUUUAUCGACAGGGUAUUCAAGAGAAUUACCUGGCAAUACACAUGCAGAACAAUGCUGUAUUGAGAAAUGGAACGCAAAAAACAAGGGAGAUAUACCGGAGGGGAGUGUUUUAUAUACCACUAUGGAACCUUGCUCUUUAAGACUAAGUGGGAAUAAACCUUGUGUUGAUAGAAUUAUCGAUUUGAAGGGGAAAAUAAGAACUGUUUUCGUUGGUGUGAUGGAACCUGAUACUUUUGUUAAGAAUAAUGUAAGCCUCAGUAAAUUAAACGAGUGUAAUAUAGAUUACAUUUUAGUACCUGGAUAUGAACAGGAGUGUAAUAAAGCAGCAUUCAAAGGUCAUCCUGGUCAAUCUUUGGUAUAA
This is a messenger RNA of Saccharomycodes ludwigii, 1761 nucleotides long. It is a transcript of the gene RIB2, whose product is annotated as bifunctional DRAP deaminase/tRNA pseudouridine synthase RIB2. Gene Ontology annotation, biological process: pseudouridine synthesis. The record is from RefSeq and is a predicted model, not a curated record. Gene Ontology annotation, molecular function: RNA binding; pseudouridine synthase activity. Lineage: Eukaryota; Fungi; Ascomycota; Saccharomycetes; Saccharomycodales; Saccharomycodaceae. The coding region runs from base 1 to 1761 and encodes 586 amino acids. The transcript has a single exon.